AUGAUUGACCGUUUCAGGAUGUUUUCCAUCGCCGUCUUGUUUGCAAUCAUCGCAGCUGCUCUGGGACAAAUAGUGGUCCAGACACCUCUAGGUAUGUCAAGCAAAUAA
Molecule: messenger RNA, 108 nt
Organism: Haemonchus placei
Lineage: Eukaryota; Metazoa; Nematoda; Chromadorea; Rhabditida; Trichostrongylidae
Source: the annotation of a GenBank genome assembly